UUGCAGAUUUCUUCUUUGAAUGUGCACACUGAAUCUGGAGAAGCUUGUCCAAUGGUGUUCCGGAAAUUCAAACCGCUAAAACAAUGGGGGAAGAUGGAUACACGGAUAUUUAAAAAUAUCCUGAGAGCUAGAAAUAAACGGAAAAUGCAACCGUUUUCAAUUCCUCCAGCUGUAAAGGAAGCAGGAUUCAAAAUAUAUGACCCCAAGGAUCCGAAAUUCUUUUCAACAGAAAUACAAGAAUUACCAGUCGUCCCUCAUCCUGCUCACAGAAUACCACAACUUCAUGAACAUCCGCUUUAUAAAUCGGUUGAAUGCUCCCUUUUUGAUGGCACCGUAGCAUUUACUGAUGGAAUCGAUCAGGCCUGCUCUCUGUCGAAGGCAGUCAAAAGGAUUGGUUUUCCGGAAGCUGUUUUAAAUUUGGCUUCUGAAAUACCACUUUCUGAAGGUUUCGAGGAUCAUCUAAAUGACUGUAUAAUGCAUGGGGAGCGAUAUGAUCCAACGUUGGAAAAAUUGCCUCGCCUUUUUGAUCCUGUCAUUUUUUGGACAAAUUAUUUUCCAUAUCGUGUACACGGUACUCCUUUGUUAACAAGAGGGAAAAUAAUUUUGGAUAAUCUGUUUCGCACUGCACAUCUUAUGGCUUUGCAGCAUUCACAGUUGUUAAACCUUAGAUAUGAUCGGGAUGAACCAUUAAGUGCAAUGUUACGAGUUGACAGUAUUAUGAAGAAUGAAAAAAUUCCGUUCGUUCUUCGUUCAGAACCUCAUAUCAUUGUUCAGUCUUCAGAACCUAUUAGACCCUGGACGAAAGCUAUCGGAUUAAGUAACAUACGGGUACCUAAUACAGCACCAAUUAAUCCUCGAAUCGAUCUCACUUCGGAUCAUAUUUACAACGAUAGUGUGGUACUGCCACGAGCUAAGGAGGAUCUGUUUGUUGAUAUGGUAAUGUGGUGCCAUGAACAAGACCAAAAAUACCCUUGGACAAUCGAACAGUUAGGUGCUAAGGCGAUAAUGAUGUGCUUUGCGGCGGCAAUAGCGCAAGCAACACGACAUGGCCAAUCCAAAUUUGAAAAUCUCGCGGACCAACCAGUUGUUACACGUGCUGUGCAACUUGUCAAUGGUAGAUUGGAUUUAGUUGUGUUCCAAUUGAAUACACUCGAUUUAGGAGCUAAUAGUCAGUAUAAAAAUAUUGUUUGGAUUGAACCAGGACUUCAAUUGUAUAAGCCCGGAAAGUUUACGGAAAAUCUCGACGCAAUAAAAGAUCUAAAUAUGGAUACCUUCAGGAAAUUUAUGGCUUUAUUAUUGGUGAGAUGAUAACUGAUAAAUUGUAAAAUAU
This is a messenger RNA of Loa loa (African eye worm), 1330 nucleotides long. RefSeq lists its product as hypothetical. The transcript has 9 exons. Gene Ontology annotation, cellular component: mitochondrion; ribosome. Lineage: Eukaryota; Metazoa; Nematoda; Chromadorea; Rhabditida; Onchocercidae. Gene Ontology annotation, biological process: translation. Gene Ontology annotation, molecular function: structural constituent of ribosome. The record is from RefSeq and is a predicted model, not a curated record. Bases 52 to 1308 code for a protein of 418 amino acids.